This is a messenger RNA of Arachis stenosperma, 714 nucleotides long. Its product is annotated as putative F-box protein At1g67623. The record is from RefSeq and is a predicted model, not a curated record. Gene Ontology annotation, molecular function: protein binding. Bases 1 to 714 code for a protein of 237 amino acids. The transcript has a single exon. Lineage: Eukaryota; Viridiplantae; Streptophyta; Magnoliopsida; Fabales; Fabaceae.
AUGGCUGGAUCUUCCAAGAUAAAUAGAAAGAAAGGGAACGUGCCAGCUGAGCAUGAAUGUCAGCUGAAUCUUCUUCCUCGCGAUAUAUGGGUGAGGAUUGCCGCUAAGGUUGCGUCGAAUUCAAUUCAUGAUCUAUUCAACAUGCAGGCGAGUUGCAAGGUGUUCCUGGAUGCAGCGAGUUCCGAAGCUGUGUACCAACAUGCGACGAUGCGAGUUAUAGCGUUAGUGUCCUUUUUAUUUUACCUUGACCGGCCGAAAAGGAGGUUCCUCGAUCGCUGCGUUGAAGCAGGAAAUGCGGAUGCUAUACUCCGACUGGGGUUGAUAGAGUAUUUCUGGAUUGCCUGCCGUGGCAUUAGGAUGGAACUGCUUGCUAGGGCCUCGACAGAGGGCAGCGUCGAAGCAGGUUACCUGUUUGCCAUGUUGCUACUGUGUGAUCAUGAAGACGAGGAAAAAGUGCAAAGGGGUGUUGAAAUGUUAGAGUUUAUCCGUACUUCUGGAAAGGUCGAAAGGUGCAGGGAGUUCUUCGCGAACAUUUUCUGGGAGCGAUGGGUUGAUGAGAGACCAUCGGAUCCGGGACACGCUGUGGCUUGUUGGUCCACCAGUUGCUUUACCCGCGGUACCAUGGCUGAUGUGAAUGAUGUGUCCCGUGUCUCGUGUGUGCACCGCCUGGCAGAUUAUGAGGUCAGGGUUUUCUUGGAGAUGUUUAGAUUUUAG